Mauremys reevesii (Reeves's turtle) is the source of this 3678-nucleotide messenger RNA. It is a transcript of the gene SLF1, whose product is annotated as SMC5-SMC6 complex localization factor 1. Gene Ontology annotation, molecular function: protein binding. The transcript has 18 exons. Gene Ontology annotation, biological process: positive regulation of double-strand break repair. Lineage: Eukaryota; Metazoa; Chordata; Testudines; Geoemydidae. The record is from RefSeq and is a predicted model, not a curated record. The coding region runs from base 156 to 2939 and encodes 927 amino acids.
GGGAGCGGCGAGGUCGGAUCUUCUACAGCCGCUGCGGUGCUGGGAGCGCUGCCCCCUCCCUAGAGCAGCGCUUGGGCCGCCAAUGCCAGCGGGCACCAGAGCGGCUGUUUGAUCCCCUCGGCUGUGUGAGCGCGACCGUCCCCCGUCAGGGAAAGAUGGCAUGCGCUGUCCAAAAACGAAGAAUCCAACUAACUGGAUUUAAGAAACAAGAAAAGGAGGCUAUAACUGAAUUACUACUUACGCUGGACUGUGUUUUUAUUGAUACUGAGCAAUACAGAAAUUGCACACAUCUUAUAGCAAAACAGCUUUCCAAGAGUGAAAAGUUCUUAGCCGCUUGUGCAGCAGGAAAGUGGAUACUAACUAAGGACUACAUAAUUAAUAGUGCCGAAAGUGGCAGAUGGCUUGAUGAAACAACUUACGAAUGGGGAUAUAAAAUUGAAAAAGACUCCCAUUAUUCACCUCAAAUGCAAUCUGCACCUAAAAGAUGGCGCGAAGAACUGACAUGCUCUGGUGCUUUAGGGGCCUUCCACAGAUGGAAAGUUAUCCUCCUUGUGAAAGAAGGUGAUAAACGAAGGGAUUCUAUCACAAGAGUUCUAGAAGCUGGAAAGGCAAUUAUAUAUCCACCACAAAAGGAAGUGAGAGCUGUUACUCACGUAUUCACUGAUAAUAAAAGCGUCACCAUAGAGAGAGAGAAAUGUCUCUUUGAGGCUCCAUAUUAUCCUGUGCAAUAUAUAGGGGAUUAUCUUUUCGAGAAUGAAAUACAAAAUAUUACUGAAGAUAACCAAAUGAACCAUCUUUUAGCUGAACAAGAAGCCAGAGAUACGUCUGACAUGCAACUUGUUGCAAUGAAAAAUGCAUUAAUAAAGCAUAUGUAUUUUACUCAGAUGGUGAAGGAGAAGUCUACUCAAAUAGACCAACUGAGUGGAUGUGGUACAGAGGUUAAAAAUAUUGACCUCUCCAGAGGUAUAUUGUGUAUACUUGAAGGACUAGUAGAAGGACAUUUCUUUACUGAUGUAAUCACAGAACUUGCUGCUACUCAAAAAUACUUCAUCCCUCCUGUGCAGCUUCUUCAUUCUCUUCUAGAACAUACGCUACAGGGAAAUACAGACACAGUAUUCUCUGCUAAAUUUUUUCACAUCUUGUAUAUUCUUCUUCAACUUGAUCCUCCUUGGAAGUCUCCUUCCAUGUUAAGAUAUUAUCUGGAAUUUCUUCAGUGUCCUAUUUGCAUGAGAGGAACAUGGUCUCUGCUAGAGAUGCUUGUGAGAUCUUGCCUUUACUGCAAAAGCUUUUGUCAUGCAGUCUCUGUUUCAGAAAAAAAAGGUGAACAGAGGAUGGUUCACAAAACAUUACUCAAGUUUUUCUUUAAUUUAGUGAAAGCUGAAGUACAGGCUUUAACCAGAAGAUUAUGUGAAGGGGCCAAUUCACAGCUUCUGCAAGUUAUGCCACAGACAGUUCUUCUGAAGACCUUUUGGUUGGGAAAUGAAACCUCUCUGCUUUUUACCAAACAUAUAAAUAUUCUGGUAGAUUGGGUCAUACAUUCCUAUAGAGAAAAGUUCAAAACAAAUGAUGUCUUCAAAGAUGAAGUAGCUAUGCUGCUAACUGGAAUUCUUGGAACUGUAGUAGAAUAUUGGAUUCUUUCUGGCUUUAUGAUGGACAGAAACGUGUUGCAUCAAGUGGCAGAUGACCUGGCAAAUUACAUUGCCAUUUCAUGUGAUGACUUUUCAACACAGGAAUUAAAAAUGUUCAUUUGUUCCAUACCAUCUCUCUGGCUUCAAAUGUUUGUUGCAGAGGCAGUCUUUAAAAAUUUAUGUUUACGGAGGAACAUGACUAUUUCUGCCGAACCUCUUUCUCUUCACAAAAUAGUUUGUUCCUGUUUGCCUGCUUUAGGAGAAGUAAGUAUGCAUGAGACUGGGGAAGUGCAGAAAGUGAAGAAAAAGAAAAUAGGGCAGUGGCCUUGCCCUGAGUCUCAAAGGGCAUUACUGAUGCUAAAUGGUGAUAAGCAGAACCAAGCCAAACGGCUGCCUGAUCUACCUGAACUGAUCUUCAGUAAAUUCCCUCCAUUAUCAAAGAAGUUAAGGACGAAAGCAGAAGUUGAGGUGUCAAACACCAAAGAGAAUCAUCACCCUUUGGAUGAAGAGAUGCACUUUUACAAGACUAAUGUUAAAGGAGAGACAGCCCUGCAUAUAGCUUGCAUAAGAAACAAAGUGGAGAGAUUGAUUCAGCUUCUCCCUUUCCCUGGAACAGACAUUAAUGUUAAAGACUAUGCUGGCUGGACGCCAUUGCAUGAAGCCUGUAACCAUGGUAGCACAGUGUGUGUCCGUGAAAUUUUGCAACGUUGUCCAGAGGUAGACCUGCUCAGUCAAGUGGACGGGGUGACUCCUUUGCAUGAUGCACUGUCAAACGGACAUGUAGAAAUUGGCAAACUGCUACUUCAGCGUGGGGGACCACUGCUCCUACAGCAGAGGGACUUUUAUGGAAAAUUGCCACUGGAUUAUGUGGAGUCCCUACCAGUAAAACAAGAACUUUUGGAUAUUGUCCACCCAGAAGAGACUGUCAAGGACUUCUGUGAACGUGUGGAAAAAGAUUUCCACAGCGAGCAAAGAGAACUUUGGUUAAUUUUAUUUAAUAAGAUGUUGCUAAAUUUUUGUUCGGUUUAUAACUUAUCUUCACCUUCUCCUUUAUCUUUUAAAGCCCACUUAAAUUCACUUCCAUUAGUGGCUAUUAAUGGUUGUAAGUUGAAAAGUAGGUCUCUUACUGAUUGGUUAGUAGAUCUUUAUGUUAGAGAGCUACAGACUUUCCAGAAACUUCCAGAGUUUAUUCAGGAAAUAUCUGAGAACCUAAAAAAAUCUUUUGGAGAACAGGUAUAUCCCUUAUUGGCAACACUAGAAACUAUUGCAGUGGCAACUCAGGUGGCUACUUUUCAUCUUUCUAACAACUAAGAUUAAUUUUCAGAUCAGUUCCAUUGGUUCAGUUGUGAUAGUUUAUCAUGGGCGAGAUUCAUUCUUGUGAAUACAGGAGUGCACAUGGCACAUCCUACACCAGGCUGGCCUAGUGCUACCUAGGAAAUAUUCCUUUGAUCCCUUCUGGCAUCUCAAAGCACUAAACCAAAGGCUUCCUUAGUCCCACUGAAGGAAGCUGCAGUGUGGAAGUACUGAGUAAGUGUACCUCCUGGCCACUACCCCUUUGUGGCCAAAGUCAUCAACUUUUCAGGCUGAACUGAAUGCCUGUGGCUCCCUCAGCAGGGGAAAGUUCACUUGCACCCUAUCAACCCCUCUUUUUUCCCCUUCUAGCACAUUUUCUGUCAUGAGGAACCUUGCGCCAGAAUUCUUGCUGGUUUCCAAGGAUGUUGACCUAAAAGUUUAUCUGAUUUAGACACUACAGUUGGUUACUUUUUUCCAGGGCAUACAGUUAUGCCUGCUGUUCUGAUGUGACUAACUUUUUGAAUACUUGUCAAAUAAAUAAAACAAAAAUGGAAAAACUACCUCUACAACUAUCCAUUUUCCCUAUAUUAUCAUCCUAGGAAAUAAAUAUCUUUAAAAUACAUUUAAAAUUUAGCUCAAAAGUUAGUUUUUAAAAUUGUGUGUAUUUACAGUACUAGUUUACAGUACUUCUGAUUUUGUAUCAAAGGAUCUUGACAAAGAUGUUCAUGGAAAUGAGCCAUUAAACUUUUUACUAGCU